UGUCUUUUCUAUUUCGGCCAGUUCAUUAUUCACGCAUUUUUCGGGGGAAAGCAUAUUCUCUUCUGAAAAAAGAACGCUUUUCUUUUUUUUCUCUUUCUUGCAAAAAAUUCUUUCUCUUGCUCCUUUCUUGUUUUUUUUGCUGGGUCUCCCCUCGACAAGUCCUCUCUGCAGAUGCUCCCGAUUCCCUCCUGAGUCCCCAAAGUCGGGUCCUCCCCCUUCUCCCUGUACGAAUGCUCUGUAAUUGCACAGGCGUCUCUCGCCAGGUCUCGCCCGCAAGUCCUGGACUUCAUCCAUACAAAGUCGCGAUUUUUCUGACGUGAACGGAUCUUCCUCCUCUGCCCAUUCGUACCCUUUUCCUUAGCUAGCAAGACAAUCCGCUCCCAAGUUUUUUUAAUUCUUUAUAAUCCUCUCUCUCUGUGUCUCUCCUCUGAAAUUCAGUUCCUCUGUUCUUGAAAUCUCUUGUGGCGUGAUCUUUUCUCGCCACGACCGUCUCCAUUUGCGCAGCCAUGGACGACGUGAAAGAUAAAGUCAAGGGGUUCAUGAAGAAAGUCAACAACCCUUUCUCCGGCGCCUCCUCCACCGGCAAAUUCAAGGGCCAAGGCAGAGUCUUGGGCUCGUCUUCGUCUGGUCCCACCAAUCCGAUCCCUGCACGCCCUCCUCCUCAAUCCGUCCAGAGUCAGCCGAAUCCACCCCCACCUCAAGUCAGUAAUCCUAGACCUUCUCAGCCCCCUAAAGCCGCUGUUCCCGAUCGGGGCAAGCUCGUCUCCGCGCGUAAUGCGGAGCCGGAUCGGAAGCCGGUUAACGGGUUCGAUCCGUUCGGUUCUCUUAUCACUACUGGGAAGAGAUCUCAGAAUGGGUAUUCAUUGAACAUUGUGGAGUGCCCCAUUUGCAAUAGAUCUUUCCAGUCUGAAGAGGAAGUUUCUGAACAUGUGGAUAGCUGUGUUGCUGAAAGUCGGGUCGAGUAUGAUAAUGAAGUCGGUGCGCAGGGUUUGCCAAGUGAUGAAGCGGAGGGGAGGAGUGAACUGGAGGCCUGCGUUGGCACUUUUGUGUCAGCGAAGCCGCCGGAGAGUUCGGUCGAUGUCGUGCUUAAGUUGUUUAGGAAUAUAGCUAGGGAACCGGAAAAUGCAAAGUUUAGAAGGGUAAGAUUGAGCAAUCCUAAGAUUAAGGAAGCAAUUGGAGAUGUUGCAGGGGUUGAGUUGUUGGAGUUUGUCGGGUUCCAGUUAAAAGAAGAGGAUGGGGAGAUGUGGGCCAUGAUGGAUCAACCUGGCGAGGAGCAAAUACGGUUAGUUAAUAGGGCUGUGGUUUUACUGGAACCGAAGAAGUUUGAAGAAAGUAAAAGAUUGAUGAUGCCCUGCAGUGGUCCUUCCAUAGUCGACAAACCAAUGGAAAAGGAGAGAUCGAUAGGCAGGUUUAUUCGGGUGUUCUUUUCCGUGCCAGAAAAUAUAGCGGCGAAAAUUGAGCUACCGGCUUCUUUCUAUAAUCUUUCAAUGGAUGAGGUGAGACGAGAAGCAGAGAUGAGGAAGAAGAAGAUGGCGGAGUCUCAGCUUUUGAUCCCCAAGUCAUACAGGGAAAAGCAGCUGAAGGCCGGAAGGAAGAGGUACACCAGAACCAUCAUCCGUGUUCAGUUUCCAGAUGGUGUGGUUCUUCAAGGUGUCUUUGCUCCUUGGGAGCUAACAGGUUCUUUAUAUGAGUUUGUAAACUCAGCUCUCAAGGACCCCUGCCUGGAGUUCGAGCUGAUGCAUCCCGUGCUCAUCAAACGGCGAGUGAUCCCACAUUCCCCUGAGCCCGGCCAAAGAGCGACAACUCUCGAUGACGAGGAUCUGGUCCCUUCGGCUCUCAUCAAGUUCAGACCCGUUGAAACUGAUUCCGUGGUCUUCACCGGACUCCGGAACGAACUCCUCGAAAUCAGUGAACCCCUUCAGUAGUCCCAACACCCGGAAUCCCGAAAAUUCGCCUCGACCCACUUGCAGGCAGCUGCCUGUGUCGCCGCUCCAGAUUUGCCUGCUCUCGAAGGUGUAGCGAGUUCAUGUGUUAUCGUAUGCGCUUUGCUUUGUUACAGACAUAGUUGUUUGUACGUGAUCCUUGGUGGAGGAUGAUGGCGUCAUAAUCGUGUACAGACCAAAAAUCCUACCUCAACUCAACAUUUUGUAUUUACCAAGAAAUCACUGUUCGGUGUAAGAUGCAGCCGAUUCAUUUGGGUGGAUAUACGAGAGCCGAGAGCCAAACGCUAAAAACUUCCCAUUCCCAUUGUAAUGGAUAAGAUAUUCUGACUUGGAAGAAGAAAAAAGAGUCUGUCUUAUUGCUCUGCUGUAUACUCCAAAAACUCUAAUUUGGCUUCAAUUUAGUUCUCAAUUACUCGGAUUGUUCGAUUA
Molecule: messenger RNA, 2372 nt
Organism: Eucalyptus grandis
Lineage: Eukaryota; Viridiplantae; Streptophyta; Magnoliopsida; Myrtales; Myrtaceae
Product: plant UBX domain-containing protein 2
Biological process (GO): defense response to fungus; DNA repair
Molecular function (GO): protein binding; DNA binding
Source: RefSeq, a predicted model, not a curated record